Messenger RNA from Erigeron canadensis, 1626 nucleotides. Its product is annotated as aldehyde oxidase GLOX1-like. Lineage: Eukaryota; Viridiplantae; Streptophyta; Magnoliopsida; Asterales; Asteraceae. The record is from RefSeq and is a predicted model, not a curated record. The coding region runs from base 1 to 1626 and encodes 541 amino acids. The transcript has a single exon.
AUGACUUUAUCAAUUUCCAUAUUUUAUCAUCAUCUCCUCAUCUUCCUUGUUAUUCUCUUCCAUGUCCCUACAUGUCCUGCUGUUGGUGGAUCAUGGUCCGUUCUUCGUUCAAGCAUUGGCAUAUCCGCCAUGCACAUGCAGCUACUCCCCAACGACCGUGUCAUCGUGUUUGACCGCACUGAUUUUGGAGUCUCUAAUAUUUCUCUUCCAAAAGGCAAAUGCCGUCCCAACUCAACAGACUGCUCUGCCCACUCUGUAGAAUAUGAUGUCGCGUCAAACUCUAUACGUCCACUUAUGGUACUGACAAAUGUAUGGUGUUCCUCAGGAUCUUUAAUGCGUGAUGGAAGGUUGGUCCAGACGGGUGGCUGGGCAGACGGUUAUCGUGUUGUCAGAACUUAUAAUUCAUGUGACUCAUGCGAUUGGCAAGAGAUACGAAAUGGAUUGAAUCAAGCCAGAUGGUAUGCAACUAAUCAUAUAUUGCCGAAUGGCCGCCAAAUUAUAAUUGGUGGCCGUCAGGCCUUUGACUAUGAGUUCUACCCAAAGAUGUCAGCUACCGAGAGGGCUACAAAUUUGCCAUUUUUGGUUCAGACAAAUGAGCGUAACAUAGAGAAUAACUUAUACCCAUUUGUCUUUCUCAAUACUGAUGGAAAUUUGUUCAUCUUUGCAAAUAAUCGUGCUAUUUUAUUAAACUACAAUAAUAACCAGGUUAUCAGGACCUACCCCACCAUGCCUGGUGGUCAGCCGAGAAGUUAUCCAAGUACAGGCUCUGCUGUGCUUCUGCCUUUGCAAAUAAAACAAGGAAAAGUAGAUUCGGUUCAAGUAUUGGUUUGUGGAGGUGCGCCCAGAGGAGCAUUCGUGAAUGCAAAUAAAGGGAAGUUUGAUGGAGCCUUGAAUGAUUGUGGACGUAUUAAAAUAUCGGACACUAAUCCUCAAUGGAUCAUGGAGACCAUGCCUUUGGCUCGUGUCAUGGGUGACAUGCUGUUAUUGCCUAAUGGUCAUGUUCUGAUCAUAAAUGGGGCAUCGGCUGGUGUUGCCGGGUGGGAACUUGGGAGGAAGCCGGUUCUCAGCCCAGUAACAUACCGGCCGGAUAACAAAGUUGGGUCUCGCUUUGAGGUGGAGAAUCCAAGUACAAGACCUCGAGUGUACCAUUCUACAGCCAUUUUGUUGCAAGAUGGACGGGUUCUUGUUGGUGGAAGUAACCCACAUGACAAAUAUGUGUUUAGAAAUGUGCUUUACCCUACUGACAUAAGCUUGGAAGCCUUUUCACCAUCUUAUAUGAAUUCGAGCUCAUCCUCUCAACGACCCAGGAUACUCUCGCCCCAGACAAGAUCUACAAUCAGCUACGGGAAACAGGUUUCCAUAAAAUUCACAUUAUCAGGUCGUGUUGACCCAAAAUCAGUUUAUGUUACGAUGGUGGCACCUUCAUUUAACACACAUUCGUUUUCAAUGAACCAAAGGUUGUUGGUCCUUGAUAGCACCAACUCUGCCAAAGCGGUUGGAAAAGUUGAUUACAAAGUCAUUGUAAUGGCACCUCCAUCUGGCAACAUUGCUCCGGCAGGAAAUUAUCUUCUGUUUGUGAUCCAUAAAGAAAUUCCAAGUCCAGGUAUUUGGGUCCAUAUGCAGUAA